UCGCGGAUUCAACAAGUUCAAGAAGAACUACAAGCUCAAAGGUGAACUCGGCCGUGGUGGUUUCGGUAUCGUCUACCGAGCUAUACGUGUGGCUGAUGAGCUGCCGGUUGCUGUGAAGUUUAUCGACCGAAGAUCUGUUAGAGAAUGGGGCAAGAUAAACGAUGAACAAGUUCCAAUGGAGAUUUGCAUGUUGGCGAAAUGUUCAAAAAUCAGAGGUUAG
Messenger RNA from Strongylus vulgaris, 220 nucleotides. The record is from the annotation of a GenBank genome assembly. Lineage: Eukaryota; Metazoa; Nematoda; Chromadorea; Rhabditida; Strongylidae.